GCUAGCUAGGCUGCCCUGCACAUGUCACUGUGCUGGGAAAUGCAGGGCUGCAAUUUGUGCAUGUACAGUCUGUGUGUAUAGUUAUAUUGAUGCUAAUUACAUGGGCAGCUUUGUGUGACUUGAUUGAGCCCUUUUGGCAACAGCCUAUUUCACCCCAAGCCCAGUACCAGCUGUGCCCUGCCUAUGUGACUGCAUCUAUAGAUGAGCACAGGCAGCAUGUCUCUGGAUGAGCAGAAACACAUCCUCAAAUGGGUACAGGAGGGCAAGUUAGAUUUGCUGAAAGAGGAGCUGCAGAGAGAAGACCAUCUGUUUAGUGAUCUGCCAGUCAGGCACUUCGGUAUAUCUGGGGACACAUUGCUGCACUAUGCAGCAAGACAUGGGCACCUGUCAGUCGUCUCCUAUUUAGUGGAGGUCCUCAGCAUGGAUGUGGAGGUGGUCAACAGUGAUUACAAGAGGCCUCUUCAUGAAGCUGCAUCCAUGGGUCACAGAGACUGCUUGUUGUAUCUGCUCAAAGGGGCUAUGGUGGACAGCUUGAAAAAGUCUGAUUGGACCCCACUGAUGAUGGCCUGUGCAAAAAGAAACCUGGAAGUGAUCAAGGAUCUCAUUGAGCACAGAGCUAAUCCCAUGCUGAAGAAUAAAGACGGCUGGAACUGCUUUCACAUAGCCACCCGGGAGGGAGACCCAGCCAUCAUCCGCUAUCUUCUUGAUUUCUUCCCCGACAUCUGGAACACCAAGAGUAAGAUAAACCGGAGCCCGCUACACACAGCAGCAAUGCACGGAUGCUUUGAGGUUGUACAGAUUCUUCUAGAGAGGUGUAAUUAUGAGCCGGACUGCAAGGAUAGCUGUGGAGUCACCCCAUUCAUGGACGCUGUACAGAAUGGUCACCUUCACAUCUCUCAGCUUCUUAUAGACAAGAAAAAGGUGUGUUACACAAGUGCGGACAACAUGGGUGCUCAGGCGUUGCAUCUGGCUGCAGUUACAGGACAACACCAAGCCAUUGAAUACCUGGUGAAUCAUCUUGGUGUCAAUGUGAAUGAAAGAGCAACUGUGAUUCAGCUGAGCCCACUUCAUUAUGCGGCCAAGGAAGGACAUGUCAGCACUAUAUCAACGCUGUUAUCACUUGGUGCUGACUUGCACUGUAAAGAUGCAAAAGGAAGAUCUGCACUACACAUGGCAUGUGGCGGUCAGCAUGCAGAAUGCGCUCGUAUCCUGCUGGAAUCCGGGUUAGCUGACUCUGUUGACUGCGCUGGAGUCUGUGCCCAGGAACUGGCUAGGAAGCCAGAGGUUCAGCUACUCUUUAAGGACAUACAUAGAGGAGUAUAAAGAGGAAGAAACCUACAAAUGGGACAGACCUCUGUAAAGGCACCUACAUCAGCUUUUGCAAGAGCAUCGGCUAUAAAAGGGUUACAGAUUAUUGCAAAUGAUCGGCUAUAAAAGGGUUACAGAUUAUUGCAAAUGAUACAGAAAAACUGCAACACCUUUAUCUGGAUAUAGUAUCACCUCUAUACUUUGUUACUGUAUUAUUAGAGUUAAAUAAUAUAUAGCAACUGAAAGUGAAUACAGUUUGAUGGUGCAGAAUUUAAUAAUUAAAGGGACAUAAAACCCA
Molecule: messenger RNA, 1606 nt
Organism: Bombina bombina (fire-bellied toad)
Lineage: Eukaryota; Metazoa; Chordata; Amphibia; Anura; Bombinatoridae
Gene: ANKRD16
Product: ankyrin repeat domain 16
Molecular function (GO): protein binding
Source: RefSeq, a predicted model, not a curated record